This is a messenger RNA of Durio zibethinus, 955 nucleotides long. It is a transcript of the gene NF-YC13, whose product is annotated as nuclear factor Y, subunit C13. Lineage: Eukaryota; Viridiplantae; Streptophyta; Magnoliopsida; Malvales; Malvaceae. Gene Ontology annotation, molecular function: transcription cis-regulatory region binding; protein heterodimerization activity. Gene Ontology annotation, cellular component: nucleus. The record is from RefSeq and is a predicted model, not a curated record. Gene Ontology annotation, biological process: regulation of DNA-templated transcription.
AACCCUAAAUGCUCUUUUUAUAUUUGUUUUCUUUUGGUUCCAAGUUUCUUACUUUCCAUCAAUGGCAGACGAUGAGGCCGUCAAUCUUAUUCGACCUGAAUUUCCGACGGGGAGGGUCAAAAAGAUCAUGAAACUCGACAAGGACAUCAACAAGGUCAACUCUGAGGCCUUAUUCCUCGUCUCCUGUUCCACCGACCUUUUCCUCCGAUUCCUCGCCGAGAGAUCUGCCGAAGUCGCCACCGAGAAGAAAAAAAAGACGGUGAAGCUCGAUCAUUUGAGAACCGCCGUUAAAAGGCAUAGACCAACAAGCGAUUUCCUUCUCGACUCACUCCCGAUGCCAGCCGAGUCUACGCAAGCCGUUGGUCGCUCGGUGACCGAUCGAGAUCGUUCCCGGCCUGUCGCUGAUAAGCCCGCCCCGACUGGAACUCGCCGCAUAGACCAGUUCUUUUGCAAGCCCGGAAAUGAAUCUCCGAUUAAGAUAAACGAUACAUAGCUUUUCCUUUUUGUUAACAAAAAUUGCAUUAAAUGUUAGUAUGGUUUUGACAAAUUCCCUUGUAAUCGAAUGUUUUUUCGUUAAUUAAAUUAAACUAGUGCGUUCCAGUUACUUGUGCAUUAAAUCAGAAUGGAAUUGCAUGAUUUCAAGGUGACAAGGCGAAAUUAGGUCGAGGAAAUAUCCUUUUUCCUCGCAAUUUCUUUCCUUCUUUGAUGACGGAUAUACUUCAGUUGCUGAGUUUAUGCUGUUUGAUCCUAACUGUUGGAUACCCAUAGAAAGCAUACUGUUUAAACGGAUUGCAUUGCCAAAACCUCCAUUUGAAAGGCACCGAUUACUGGUGGCAGGCCUGGAUGCAAUGAAAAUUUCUAGCUCAACGACUGCCUGGCUCUGCACCUUCAUCUCCUGAAAAAUGCUUCACCUUAUUGGAAAGUAGGUAUGGGUAACAGCUCAUUAUUAAUGUUG